UUCAUAUUCUUUUGAAAUCCCAAAACUGAAUAUACAAGCCACGCCCAAGGCUGGUAGUAAAAGUCAAAAGACAGUUUCCUACACACCUGAAAUUCCUGAGACUGAAAUGUCCACAAGACACACGCCCAAGAAUGGAAUAGAAAGCUCCAACUAUGCGACAAAUAUCUAA
This is a messenger RNA of Dentiscutata heterogama, 169 nucleotides long. NCBI's taxonomy places the organism in Eukaryota, Fungi, Glomeromycota, Glomeromycetes, Diversisporales, Gigasporaceae. The record is from the annotation of a GenBank genome assembly.